Musa acuminata AAA Group (dessert banana) is the source of this 1170-nucleotide messenger RNA. RefSeq names its product 14-3-3-like protein D. NCBI's taxonomy places the organism in Eukaryota, Viridiplantae, Streptophyta, Magnoliopsida, Zingiberales, Musaceae. The transcript is spliced from 7 exons. Bases 88 to 861 code for a protein of 257 amino acids. Gene Ontology annotation, biological process: signal transduction; intracellular protein localization. The record is from RefSeq and is a predicted model, not a curated record. Gene Ontology annotation, cellular component: cytoplasm.
UCGGUUUCGUCGGCUUUUGUCGUAAAAAAACACUCCAAGCCUGCUAAAGACCGAGAGGAAGAGGCGAUCGAUUCGACCCGGCCUCCCAUGGCGUCGCAGGGAGAUCGCGAGAGCUUUGUCUUCAUCGCCAGGCUCGCUGAGCAGGCCGAGCGCUACGAUGAUAUGGUGGACGCUAUGAAGAAGGUGGCGAAGCUCGAUGUCGAGCUGACCGUGGAGGAGCGAAACCUGCUGUCGGUGGGGUACAAGAACGUGAUCGCGGCGCGGCGGGCCUCGUGGAGGAUCCUCUCCUCGAUAGAGCAGAAGGAGGAGACCAGGGGGAAUGAGCAGCAUGUCAAAAAUAUCAAAGAGUACAGACAUAAGGUGGAGGUAGAGCUCUCCGGCGUCUGUAGCGACAUUAUGACUCUGAUCGACGAGCAUCUCAUCCCAUCUUCGUCCGCUGGGGAGUCGUCGGUCUUCUACUAUAAGAUGAAGGGAGAUUAUUAUCGCUACUUGGCAGAAUUUAUGACCGGAAAUGAGAGGAAGGAGGCUGCAGAUAACUCCCUGAAAGCAUAUCAGGCAGCUACCAGUACAGCUGAGGCAGAUUUGUCUCCUACACACCCAAUUCGACUGGGUUUGGCAUUGAAUUUUUCCGUCUUCUAUUAUGAGAUCAUGAACUCACCUGAAAGGGCAUGUCACCUUGCCAAACAAGCUUUUGAUGAAGCAAUUUCUGAGCUUGAUACAUUGAGUGAGGAAUCAUACAAAGACAGCACAUUGAUUAUGCAACUUCUGAGAGAUAAUCUCACGUUGUGGACCGCUGACAUCCCCGAGGAUGGAGAGGAAUAUGCAAAGAGUGGCGCAGGUGAAGAUGCACAGAGAGUCUGAGCCAUGGCAGGGCUAAGAGAGCAGGGAUCAGUCGUCACCGUGGACUUAUUGUGGCAUAUCCUCGUUGCAGAUAAUUUUCAAUCGCUAGCUUUCUUUGGUGUGCCUGUCUGUGUCAUAGUUUGAAGUUGAUCCCAAUGGAAUGGCUUGAAAAUGACUCUUUUAUCUGCAGCUGAUUCCAUCUUUGUCAUCAAUGCGGCUGUGUUUUAAUUGUUGCCUUGCAGCGUCGCAUACUUUGUUUGUGGUCAAUAGCUUUCAUUUUCAGCCAUAUGAAAUGAACGGAUCUGAUCUAAAGCAAAUGUAUUCCGCUAA